AUGAACGCAGCAGAACUUGAAUUUGAAAAACCGCUCAUUGAAUUGGAACGCCACCUCGCGCAACUGAAAAUCUUCGCGGAAACACAUCCGGAAUUGGACCUUACAGAAGGGAUUGAUGCGCUAAAACAAAAUGCAGAUUCGCUCACAAAACAGACGUUCCAAAAACUAAGCCGCUGGGAUAAAGUGAAAUUAGCGCGCCAUGCACAACGUCCGCAAGCUCCCUUCUAUAUCAACGCGCUCCUUGAUGAACCCACCGAACUUCACAGCGAUAAGUUAUACGGCGACGACCGCGCACUCAUUGGCGGUUUGGCAUGGUUUGAUGAACAACCCGUCGUCUAUCUCGCACAGCAGAAAGGGACAAACCUUGAAGAGCGACAGGAGAUGAAUUUCGGGUACACACACCCAGAGGGCUAUCGCAAGGCAAGACGAUUAAUGCAGUUGGCUAAUAAGUUCAACCGUCCCUUACUCUGUUUUGUCGAUACACCAGGCGCGCACUUCGAUCUUCGUUCCGAAGAAUACGGACAAGCAAUGGUGAUCGCCGAGAAUCUUGCUGAGAUGAUAUCACUGCGUGUGCCAAUUCUCGUCGUUAUUAUUGGUGAAGGUGGGAGCGGUGGUGCGUUGGCAAUUGCAGUCGGAAACCGCGUAUUGAUGAUGGAGUACGCCAUCUAUUGUGUCGCACCACCUGAAGCCUGUAGCGGUAUUGUGUGGAAGGACAAAGGCGAACAUGCACCAGAGGCAACCGAAGGCUAUAAACCGACCGCCCCGGAUCUGAUCAAGUUAGAUAUCAUCGACCAGAUGAUCCGUGAACCCCUGGGCGGCGGCGCACACAGAGCUCCUGAAGCCGCUGCACGCAAUGUCAGACGCGCAAUACGUAAACACCUCACCGAAUUGAUGCAGAUGACGCCUCAACAACUCGUCCAACAAAGGUAUGAACGUUAUCGACACAUCGGGCUUUAUGGAGAAGAUUCUGCUUGA
This is a messenger RNA of Geodia barretti, 975 nucleotides long. The record is from the annotation of a GenBank genome assembly. NCBI's taxonomy places the organism in Eukaryota, Metazoa, Porifera, Demospongiae, Tetractinellida, Geodiidae.